Besnoitia besnoiti is the source of this 13053-nucleotide messenger RNA. RefSeq names its product eIF2 kinase IF2K-A (incomplete catalytic triad). Lineage: Eukaryota; Apicomplexa; Conoidasida; Eucoccidiorida; Sarcocystidae. Gene Ontology annotation, biological process: protein phosphorylation. The record is from RefSeq and is a predicted model, not a curated record. Gene Ontology annotation, molecular function: protein kinase activity; ATP binding. Bases 1 to 13053 code for a protein of 4350 amino acids. The transcript has 12 exons.
AUGAAGGACGCUUGGUCGGCUAAGGAACAGUCCAGGCGAACGCCGCCGCCGCGCUCUGGCCUCGCGCCGCCUCUCUGUCUCCCGGCGUCGGCCCUUCGUCCGGUUGACGGCGGUGAUCCACGUCUCGCUUGGGUGUCUCCUGCUCAAACUCCACUUCUCGAAGUCCGUCUCCAGUCCUCCACGACGAAGCGCCAGCUGGACGCGGAUACUGGCGCAGUCGCUUCGCCACCUCCUUCCGCUCCGCUGGCCUGCGGGCCUUCGUCGUCCUCAUCGCCUCGUUCGGCUCGAGCUGGUGCAUGCGAGGGGCGGUCGCAGACUCGCGCGAGUCCCCCUUCUUCCUCGACGGAGCCAGGCGGCCAGCCAACAGCCUUGCUCGCGUCAGGCAAGGCGUUUUUCCUUUUCCUUUCCACGGUUUGCGUCUUCUUCUUUCUCUGGCUGGGCGCGACAGGCUUCGCGAAAGGCCCGGAGACCCGCGCGGGGGGUUGGGCGGCAGACGCGCCGGCGACUGUCUCCUCCGCGACUGGCGGGGGUCCGCAGGGACGCGGAGGCCGUGAGAGACGCGUGCGCUGCCCUCUCGGCGCAGAGCCACGCGACCGGUGGGCGCAGAGGAGCCUAUCUGCGUCGCCGCGUGUGAACGAGGUCGCGGCUGCCCCGCCGGGGUGUGUGGCUGCCGUGGAGGAGGCGUUCGCUCACGUUCUGGGAGCUGGCCUCCAGGAGGAAGAUGAGCUGCUGUCUCGUCACGCAGUGACUGCAUCUUUUCAGAGAAGGCCGCUGGAGACCGCAGCGACUUCUUCCUGUGCUUUGUUCGAGCGCCACGCGCCGCUGGGUGCUGCUUCGCGGAUUUCCGUCGCAGAUCGCGAGCGAAGGACUUUUGCAGACCUGAGAAGGAGCAUGGCCUGCAGCGAGACCGUUCGGCCGCUCGCCCGGCCUCGACGCACCGCGGCAGGAGACCGAGGCGUGUCACGAGACGCGUUGCUCUCUUUUGCUCUCUCCCAAGGCGAGCGACCGCUUCCUCCCUUCCUCUCUUCUUCCGCUUCCUGGCGGACGUCGCUCACGGCGUCGCCGCCUCAGUCGCCCUUUCUCCUCACGCCGUCGCCCUCCUGCCCGUCUUUCUCCACCGGAAAGCCGCGGCUGCGGCCUACGGAGGAUCAGCCAGAUCCGACGUCCGCGAAGGCCCUCGCGUUCGCGCGGCCCUCGCGCUCGUUCCCACUCGCCCUGGACAGCAGGCGCCAGCGCGGCCAAGAAGCCAAAGGCCCGCGACACGCAGGGCGCACGUCUGCCUCGAGUAGUGGGGUUUCUUCAGACGCCUCUGCGCCCGCGCGGGAGGCGGAGAGCCAGCAGAGAGGCCCUGGCGGGCUGGCGCGCUCUCUGUCUUGGGUCACCGCGUCGCCCGCACCGACCAGGUGCGAGUCUCUCUCUCAAGCCUCCCUGCAUGAGUCGUGGCGGUCUGCGGAGGAAGGCGACAGGGAAGACGACGAGCGGUCAGUGCUGUCUUUCUCUUCGUCCAACACCAGCUCGUUUGCCUCGCAGCCGCGGAGUCGCCGCGGAAGCCUAGGGGACGACGCUUCGCUUCCUCAGGCGGCCCCCAUAGGCGCUGGCGCCGCGGCCGCGACGUCCACGGCUCUCUGUCACCGCGAGGAGUGCCCGCAAGUGUCCGAAGCUCCUCAGUUUCACCUUUCCUCGCUGUCGCUCGCAUGUGCGUCUCCUGACUCGAGUGAGAGCGAGCGAGACGAGGGAGGAGCGACAGGCGGGAAGGCUUAUUGUCGCGCCAGCCGGCGCCCCGCGUCGUUCUCUCUCGAGCGGAAACGCAGACCGCCCGAGCGACCGCGCAGGCGCCCGCGAGAAGAAGACAGCGAAGAAGACGGGUCGCGCGACCCGGCCCUCGAGGGGGCCUUGCACAUCGGGCCUCUGCAGCCCCCUGCGCGGCGUCGCUCCACUGAGCCGCCGGAUAGCAGUGCGCGUCUCGUGCCGCCGCGGCGCCUUUCGUCACGGGCGUCACGGCCUGAGGCACGCGGGCCUUUCGCUCUGGAGACCGACGGCGAAACGCAGAGAACGCGCGUCCUCUGCGCGGAGGAAUGUGGAGAAUUUGUGAUAUCUUGUUCACCAAACCCUCCGCGCGCGCGCUGGCAGAGGGCAGGGAGUCGCGGCAGGUGCCGCGCUUCGACCGACGGCGAGUGUGCGGGCCUCGGAGGAGACGGUAGGGACAGGAGAGGCCCGCGCAGGUCGGGGCCUGCGCGAACACGUGAAAAUUCGCCAGGGAGGAUGCCCUCGCCCUCCAGAGCGGCUUCAGGCCGCUCGCGACCCACGCAGCGAGAAACCGACAGCGAAGGAGCCCAAAGAGACCUUUCGCUGGGCAAGCGUGGCGGCGACGAGGCGCUGAAAGGCAGCUCACGCCCGAGCCAGCUCGGCUCCAGUUUCACCAAACGAUCUACUACCGGAGGUCAGGAUGGCGAGCCCCUCGCGACGGCAUCUUCGCCCUCCCUCUCGUCUCCUCUCUCGCGCCCUUCUUCUUUGAUUUCGUCGGGAGUGAGUGCGCAGUCCACUCUCAGUUCUCCUCUGUCGUCUGCGCCUGCGGGCCCCGGUGCGGCGCCUUCGCCGUCUCCGGGGCCUUCUUCGUUAACCUCUGCGUCGCCCUCCUCAUCGUCUCCGGCGUCUUCUGCCUUGGCUCGGUCUCCGCGCCUCGCAGCGGCGGCCGCUGCUGCAGCUGCCUUCGCUGCGCGUGAGUCGCUGCCGAGCUUCUUGAACGCCUCAGCUGCUCACGCCUCGGACGCAUCCGAGGACGCAGCGGACGGCCGCGCGCGCCCCGAGUCUCCUGGCGCCGAAGCGCCCGUGGAGACUCCCCGCCCCUCUGUGGAGCCAUCCGCAAGCAGCGAGGAGGAAGGAGAGAGUGAGACGCAGGAAUCAGACUUUCUUCGUCGCGAAGCUUCUUCUCAGUCGCAGGACGGGAAAAAGAACGGCAAUUUGCGGGAGUCUCUCUCCGAGCUCCCCGGGUCCGACGACUCUCUCUUUUGGGCCGCGCGAGAGCCGCACACGAGUCCGAGGGCGAAGAGGGGCCUCGAGGAGGCGUUUUCUUCUGCGGGGCGAUCUUCCGCCUCGGAUUCUGUCUCCGUGCCCAUGGCGUCGGUCUCCGCUUCUUCUUCUUCCAUCGUGCCGCACCAUACCCCGCCAGCGGGCUCGCCGUCGCCGGCGGGCGUCCGCGGAGGUGUUGAAGGGGGGGGGAGAGGGCGCGGCGAUGAGCGCGGCGACCAGUUGUCGUCCUCUCGCGCGCCGUCUUCUCUCCUGAGCGAGGGCGAACGAGAGGGGCGGAGGAGGGAAGAAGAGAAGCGCACAGACAUGCAGAGUCUCAUCGUGCUGUCAGUCACGGGCGACCUAUACCACGUGACGACAAACGGCUCGUUUGUGUGGCAGCGCAGCCUGGGCUCUUCGCUGGCGACCGCCUUCGACCUGGAGCCGUCUUCUUCAGAGGACGAGGAGGCGAGUCUUGGGCGCCAGGUCGCGGCGGAGCGAAGCAGCAAGGGAGGAGGCCGCAGCGAGGAAGCGCGGGCGCCGAGACGUGGCGGCGGCCGCGUAGGAGGGGAUGCCGAGAGCGAGGAGGAAGGGCGCGGGGGAGGUCGCGAGAGUGAGGAGCAAGUUGAGGAGAGACGGAGGCGCAACGAGCUCGCGCAGACAGGCCUGGGGCGAAGGCUGCUCCCUGCGCACGACGGAAGUCUCUUCUUCCUCGACGACGACGGCUCGCUGACGGCGCUCCACGUGAGCAUUCCCGAGGUGGUGAACCACCUCCCAUUCCAGGCGCCGCUCUUCCCGCACGUGUAUUUUGCGGGCGAACGCGAAGUGCGCGUCACCGCGCUCGCCUUAGAGACUGGGCACCCGAUCGCCACGGGGCAGGGCCUGAGCCGAAAGCGAAGAGACAGGGGGCGCCGGCGCCGCGAGCGCGAGAAGCGGCGCGCGUGGAUCGCGAACAAGCGCCCGGGGGCAGACCGCGAGGCGACGCUCUCGUCCUCCUCGCGGGAGGAAGAAGCCGCGGAAAGCAGCGAGACUGAAGAGGAAGAAGAAGAAGACGAAGAGGAACCCCGUCAGCUCCAGUUCGGCGUCACAGUCUGGAAGCUGUGGGCUGUAGACAACAGGACGCACACCACACAAUGGGGUCUCAAGUGGGUCGAGGUGGACGCCCUGGGGUCGCUGUCGGCGCCAGCCGCGGGGCCAGCCUCGAGCUCGCGAGCGGCUUAUCUGCGGAACCUUAUUCGCGUGGACGAUGACAAGCUCUACCUGCUGCCCUCGCCGUCCUUCUCGCCUGCCGCGGGCUUCUCGCGCGUGCCCGAGGCCUCUGCGACAGAGCCGGGGUCUCCAGUCUCGGCGUCGGAGGCGCCCACGCCGUCGGCUGGCGGCGCGGCAACCCCGCGCGCGGAGGAGGAGUCCCUCGCCGCGCGCCAGUCGCUGUCGUCGCUGCCUGCGUCGUCCUCGCCGCCUUCUUCGUUCGCUUCCUCCUUUUCGUCGCCCUCCUUCUCGCCUGGAGCCCCGGGGCAGGCGGCAGCAGCCGCGCCGCUCUUCCUCAAGUUCCCCGCGCCGAUCGCGGCAGUCUACGUCGUGGGGCCGUCCGGCGGCGAAGAGACGAGUCUCGCGAAGGCGGCGGGUGGGCGCGGACGGCGCCGAGCCGCAGACGGCGACGAAGACGACGACGAGCGCCUCUUCGUGUUGUCAGAGGGCGAGGAGGAGCCCAACGGCCGGCGGUCGCGGGGUCUGGGCGACGAGGCUCUUGCGCGGGCCUCGGGCGCCAAGAAAUCACACGCGACAGGCCGCGGCAAGAAGUUCGCUGGCAAGGCGCAGCGUACCGAAGUCGUCGCGCCCGUCACGCUCGAGUGCAUCGUGCGCCAGUGGGGCGGCAGCACCGCGGCGCUGCCUUUUGCGUAUGUGCCCUCCGCGCAGCAUCACCCCGUUCGCGGGCGCGGGACAGAUGUCUUUUCCUCUCCGUUUUCCUCCUCGUUCUCUCUGCCGUAUCCGCCGCCGCCUGCGGCACACCACUCCUACGCGACCCUGCUCCUGCCUGCGAUGCGCGGACUCGGCGCAGCGCCUCCGGGCUCCGUCUCGCCUGCGUCGCCUGCGGCGAGCCCUCCCGGAGCGGUCGGCGCGCUCCUCCCCCUCGCUUCUUCUUCUUUCUCUUCUCAGGCGCCCUCCGACUCGCUAGUCCUGCGGCGACGCGAAGACCAGAUCGCGCUGCAUUCUUCCGCCUUCGCCGGCGCGCCGCCGCUCGCGAACUGUCUGGAAGACGCGAAGGCUGGUGACGCAAGAGCUGAGGACGCCGAGCUCGGGAGAGACGCGCGCCAGAAGCAGGACGGCGGCGACGACGAAGCCACCCGAGGGAGCGCGGCGCCCCCGCGGCAACGGGGCGGCGAGGCCGCGACCUACGACCUGCUCCCGGCCGCUCACGCGGUUCUGCCGCUCGCGCCGCCGGCGUACCUGUUGCCUGCAGGCGAGCCGGGUGCAUCUCCGUUUUUUCCUUUAUCUUCUGCCGCGGGGGCUGCCUCGCUGCAUGCGCCAGGAGGGGGGGGGCAGAGCGCUGUGCCGCCGCCGUUCUCUCUUCACAACUUCCGCGCGCCUGCGCCGGUGAAGCCGAUUCGCUUCCCCCACCCCUCUGCGCUGUCGUCGCACAUGGCGCGCCAGAGCGACGCGGGCUUCUUCGGGGACUUCCCGCACCGUGACCUGCUUCUGCAGAGCACGCCCGCGCAGCGGAGUCAGGGGGACAGAACGCGGACAGACGAAGCGACCGGCGAAGCAGCCGGCGACAGGCGCCCGCAGAGGACACGGCCGGGGCAGGUCGAGGCGGAUGGAAGGGACUACGGCGCGAGAAAGGAGGAGGAAGAAGAGGAAGAGGAGGAAGGCGGCGACGACUCCGGCCCCAGACACGCGAGAGACAGUGACGGCCUGGAGAACGACAGAGGGACGCACGUCCCGUAUUCGGCUGUGCGUGACGGGGACUCUGCGGAGGAGGAACCGAAGCGCGAGGAAAACUGGCACAAGGGGCGUCUUACCACGAGGGGGGCAGCAGAAGAGGGACGAGACCGCAGCGGGGGCGGAGACGACGGGACGAGGGAGCGGCGGCGGGCGGUCGCUUCUUCUCACAACGAGACCCUGCCUCACGCAGGAGGGGGCGGCGCAGGAGCCGCAGCCUCUCAGGGCUACGCGUCUCCUGAGUCUCCGCCCUACGGCAUCCUUCCAAGCGACUGGUCUGAGUUGUAUGGGGCUCCCCAGCAGGCCCCGUUGUCUUUUAAUCCUGUCCUCUCACCUGUGCUUUCGGUUCUGCGGCGCUGGAUUGGGCGACUGACGCGCUCGUCGUCUUCUCGCUUCUUUUCUCCCCCUCCGCUGGGGAGCGACCUGGACACUUCUGGCGCCGACGCUACGCCCCCCCCCGCUGUCGGGCGGCGGCAUCUGGAGCUCGAUGCCGAGAGACGCCAGGCGGUGGGGUGCGAGGCGGAGGGCCUCGAGUCUGAGGCUCCGCGAAGCUCGGCGUUGUUCUUCCCGUCUUCCUCCUCUCUGCCGUUCUCCGCGUCUUCGCACAGCUGGUUCAGGCCUCACGAGCCCCCUGCGGCGGCGCCCAACUACGCGGUGUCUCUGCGCCAGUUCACAGGCGGGAGAGGCGACAGGCGCAGCUGCCGGGUGGAUCGUGGGAGGGGCGCGGGCGCCGCCUCCACGUCGGAGGCCCCUGCCCACGCGGCGGACUCUGCCGGCCUUCUCCCGUGGGAUGUAGAAGGGUCGCUCGCGACCGGCUGGCUGGCGCGGCUCUUGCUUGUCUUUGCUGCGGCGUCGUCUGUCAUGGUUUUCCUUCGCUUUCGAGGCUUCGUUUUUGGCGCCCUCGCCAGCGCAUUCGCCGCGGCGCCUUCGGCAGGCGGCGACCGACCCUGGUGGCGGUCGUGGCGCUCGCUGCCGCUUCUGUUGCCGGUGCUUCGGUACCUCUCUGCGCAGGGACCAGACGGCCGUGGAGAGAGGUCGCUCCUCGAGUCCGAGGAGCCUGAAGACGACGAGGCGGGGCGCCUUCGGCCGCAGACGGGACGCGGCGGCUCGCGCUCCGGGCGCCCCACGCUGACACUUCCAAUUUCAUCUGUACACCGCGCAGAAAACGGGCGCGCGCUCUCUGGGCGCCGCGGCGCGGAGGCGGUGGAGGGGGGUUGGGGGAGAGCGAUGAAGAGACACGCAGGCUGCAGAGUGACAGUCUCCAUCACAGACGCAAGCUGGAGGACGCCAAAGAGCUCCCCGACGACUCCGGAUGCGAAGGCUUUUGGGCAGCUCGCGCUGCCGGGGUCGUUUUCAGCGCAAACAGAAGUCCACCCGCCCGCGGGGGGCGCGCAGAGUCUCCUUCUCUCGCCGACAGCGCUGGCGCUCCGUGCCCGCGCGACCCGCAACCGCAGCACGGGUUGGGCGCCUGAGGCAGCCCCCGAGGGGGAGCAGGAGACGGGCAGCAGAAGCGUGGCGACGACGGCAGACAAGAACUUGAGCGGCGCGGACCUGAGGAAGAUCUUUGGCAUCGUGCUGGAAGAGCGCGCGAAGCGACAGGAGAAGGGAACUUUCGCGGUCAGCCCCAGCCGCCCCCCGCUGUCUGAUUCAUCGAGGAUGCCCUGGAGUUGGCGAGAGAGCCUCAACGCGGAAGACACGGAGAGUCGUGAAAGCGUGGGAGACCUCACACCGAUGUUUAGCUGCCGCACGACAUCCUCAGAUUCGCUACCUUCGGAGACAGAACUCGAGAAGCCGGGAGCGUCGACUGAGGAGGACGCGGCGCUUGCAACGCUGGAGACGGCGCGCGCCUUCGGGCUCGGCAAGGAGAGGCGGCCUGGAAACAGGCGGGGCGAGCCCGAGCGGCUGUUGCCACGGGGGCCUCCAGGCGGCUUCUUGACCCCGAGUGCGGCGGUCCCCGUGCUCCCCUCGCCGAGCUCCGACCGCGGCGACGCGACCGCCGCUGCCGCGGCCCCGCGGUUGCUUUGGGCGCAGGGGGGGGAGCGCCGGGGCCGGCGGAACUCAGACAGUUCCUCUGUGUAUUCGACUUCCUCUCUGUACACGUUGCCGAAGCGAGACGCCCUCUGGGUGUAUCGCCGAGGUCACUCCCUUGCGGAUGUGACGGGCGGGGGGAGCUCUGUGGACGGAGCAGCGUCCGCUCGCCAUUCGUCUGCAGGGGCGCGCCAGCGCCCAACAGCGUCGGAGGAAUCGUCGCACUGCCUCGCCUCCCAGUCUCUCUCGCUUUCUCCGCCUCGCUCGCCCCUCCUCUCCCCCGCGGAGGCGGCUCUGCGCCCGCGCGGGCGGUCGCCGUCUGCGAGCCCGCGCCUCGGCGAGCGGCGAUGCGUUCCGCUCUCCGUUCCCCUGCUGCCUUCCGCGUUCCCGGCGCAUGAUGCCGCCGACCUUCUUCGGGCUCCGUCCUCCCCAUGGGUGCGCCCGGAGCGCAGGGGCGCGCCCUCGUGGGGUAGCGGGGACUCCGGCGACCUCGCCGACGCGGCGGCGCUGCUGCCGCCGUCUGCGGCUCCGCCCCCGGAGCCCGCUUCGGUGGCGCGAAAGCCGGGGCUGUCGGGCGCGGCCGCGGAAGCCGGCUGGCAGCGGGCGGCGGGACUGCUGGAGGCUGCGUGCGAGACCGACCGCGCCGGACGCCGCCCAGGAGACAGAGGGGGGGUGCAGGGGGUCGGAGGACCUCGCGCGCGGUUUGGCGACGAGGCGCUCGGCCGCGAGAGAUCUGCCGGCGAAGAAGGCGAGCAAGCAGACCGCGACAAUCGCCAGUGCCCCCCCGUCUACCUCCCUGGCGGUCGCAUGGGAGGCGGUCCCGCUGGGGAGAGUUUCAGCACCGAGGAGUGGCAGCGCCUGAUGUUCCGGCGCGCGGGGCGGCGCUGCAACUCUGUGGGUCAGUUGACCCUCUACGGGGGCGGCUCCGACACGAGCCUCGGCGCCAGCGGCGCCGGCAGUCGACCGGGCCUGCCGAACCCGUUCGCAGCGCCCGCGCUUCCCCCUCCAGCCCUGUCGUCGCCUGCGGAGGAUGUGGCGACGCCGCAGAGCGACGCGCCCGUUUCCUCGGCCGUCGCCCAGUCCGCAGUGGGCGCGGACGUCGACGACCGCAAAGACAGUGGGCCGAGUGCGGCGGGGGUUCCCGAGGUGGCGGACGCGCGCCGCGGCAGCUCGCUUCAAGAAACUGCGGCUCCAGCGGAGGUAACGACCCCGAUGCUCGGCGACGCCUCCUCUCCGUCGUGCGAGCCGCUGCCGCUGCCCUCGCCGCUCCCUGCUGGCGACCGUGCACAGGGGGACGGCGGGCCUCCUGCUCCUGGCGCGAGCGAGAACGGCCGCGCCCCGGCGGACAGCGCAGCAGGUGCUCUGCAGCCACCUCCCGCUGGAGGGGUCUCGGCGCCCGAUGGGGAGGUGGACGUGCUGAAGCACGCCAAGAUCGACGCGCGCGGGACGCUGUCGGGGGUCACAACUACCUACCUGGGAAGUGCUGCGGGCGCGGCCUCGUCGGUUUCGCCGACCGCCGCAGGGGGCUCCGUGCUCUCCGCGACCAGCAGCAGCGCCGGCACCGCUGCGCUGCAGGGCCUCGCAGCCACGCAAGCAUUGUCGCCGGCCGCGCGACUUCUCGCGGAGGUCGGCGGCGAGCGGAGACAGGAGGGCGCCGAUGGGGCGCCCACGGACGGCGGGCUCGCCGCGGCGUGGGGGGAGGGAGAGGGUCGCGGAGAGGCCGGCGCGCAGGCCGCCGCAGGCGGAGGCGCAGGAGCGAAGAGCGACAGACAAGAGAGAGUCCACGGCAUGCAAGACGAAGGGGAAGGCGAGGGCGGGACGCCCGGCAGCACGCCCGCGGCGCUGCCACCGCCGGCGUCGCCUCCAGUCGGACUCGCCGAUGGGAAGCUCGGCGGCGCGGCGGUCGUCCCGGGGGGACUCGACGUGUCGGAAGUGGCAAUUGUCGCGGCGCCGCCUGCCGCGAUGCCGGCGAAGGUCGACCGCGGCAUCCCUCCGGACUCGAGUCUCGCGAAGCUCCUUGAGAACGGCCGCUUCGAACGCACGUUCGGCAUACAAAAGCUCGUGGGACAGGGCGGAUUCGGCGUUGUGUACCAGGUGCGCCAUCUGUUGGAGCCAGGUCAUCCCAUCUACGCCGUGAAGCUCAUUCUCUUGCGUCUCUCCCUGAGCGAGGAUAUCUCUCUCCGCAGGGAUUUUCGAGAAGUCGCCGCCAACCGCGAUCUCUACUCCAAGCACGUCGUCCGGUACUACACGUGGUGGUGCGAGGAGCCGCGUUUCUUGCCUGUGGACUCGCUCGGCAGCGCCCGCGGCGUCUUAACCGACCGCAAAUGCGCCGAGGAGAUCAGCUCCUCCGCAGUCGGCGAAUGCAGCGCGAUCUUGCCCUCUCGGGGCCCGACGGUCUCCAGUUCGUCUCCGGCGCCGCUGGAGAGCUCGCACUGCCUCUCUCCGAGCCCAAGGCCCCUCAAGCCCCGCGCCGGCGCGGCGGUGGAGCGCAGGGGGGCGAAGGCCCGCGAGGGCGGGGCUGAGCGCCCCGCUUUCCUCGAUGAAACCUUCCUCGGAGACAGCGACGCUAGCCAAGACGCAGAGGGCGACGGGGGAGACGGUGCGCGGCGUCGGCGCGCGCGGUCGUCCGCGGCGCACAAGCAUACAAAAAGGGGGAGGACGCGAGGAGGCGGAGGGGGCGCCCGGGCCCUCUGUCUGCCGUCUCCGUCGCAGUGGGCGGAAGACUCGAGUCUCAGCAGCUGGGAGAGCCAAGAAGGGGUCUCGGGGCGCAGACCCUGGCGCAGGUCGCGGCGCGGAACGGCUGAGGGCGAUGAAUCCAUAGCCAAGCAACGGGCUCUCGAGCAGCAGGACAGUGAAGAGGGGUUGGACACCGGCGCGCUGCGGGAUGGGCGCCGCCGCGGCUCCUUUCCAGGCGUCAUUUUCUCUUGGCGCAGCCGCGCGUCGCUCUCUUCAGGCCUGGGCCCCGAGGAUCUCCGGGGCUCCACAGAGGAGGGCGCAAACUCCCUCGACUGUUCACGUCUCGCGCGCAGCACUUCCGCGGACGCGUUUCUGUCGCGGCGAGAGGAGGAGCACCGCGGAGGACGCAGUCGCCAGUCUUCACUGCCUGGCGCUUCGUCUGUCUCUCAGCGGGGGCGCGCCGGCUGUCCAGAGGGGCGGCGGCUGGUUCGCGAGGCGGGGCUGCGCCGGCGCGCCUGCUCCCCGUCGCAGUCGCCGUCCUGCCACCAGCCCGGGAGGCCCGCGACGGGCGCCAGCGCAGGAGAUGGAGCGGCUCGUGGACGCCGCGGCGCAGCCCUCGCGUCCAGUGUAGACAGCGAAGCGCUCCCGCUCUGUGAAGUCUAUCAAAGGCGGGGGCUCUUGAGUACGAAGCUGCGCGCAGUCUCUGAGGGCGGCGACGCGGCGCGCCGCCAGGAUGCAGUGGGAGGCGGAAAACGCGCGAAGGCCCGCAGACCGCAUGGGGCGGCUUGCGACGCGGUCUCCGACGCCGAGUGCCUCUACACCAACGGCGUCUCCCACACGCGGUGCGGCGCAGACGGCUGUCGGGCGUCUCGCGCCGCGUGCAUGUGCGGUAGAAGCGCACGCGGAGACGCAGAAAGUAGAGACAAGACCAGACAGGCGACCGCAGGCGCGCAGAGCGCAAAUGCGGAGAAAGACAGAGCGGCGGCCUGGGGAGGCGACGCGGGCAACAAGGAGGGCGAGAGGGGUGCUGCGAAGACGGGCAAGGCCAAGGAGCACGUGCUUGGCAGUCCUGCAAACUGGAGCGUCUCGGACGUCAGCUUCGACCUGAACUGCUACCUUAACACGCAGGAACGAGACAUGAUUGUCUUUGAGGAAACCAGCGUCAACAAUGCUGCCGACGCCGUCGUCUCUGCGUCGCCGCGCAGCGCCGGCGAAGCCCGACCGGGGCCGAAGGGCGGCGAGACUAGGGGCGCGACUGCCGCGCGGCUCGCGCGGCUGUCGCCCAGCGGCCGCGAGAGGGGCGAGGCCUCUUGCGGAGACGCAAAGUCGCUGGCGGCAGCCAUGCAGUGCGCGGGGCGAGCCCACGCCCUGGCUGUGCAGAGAACAGGCCGAGAUCUGGUGGCGACUGCGCGCGCGGAGCGAGUGGCGGACAAGCGGAACGCCAGAGAGCCUCCUGCUAAGGAGACGCUGUAUCCUGUCGUUCUUCUCAUCCAGAUGGAAAUGUGCAACGGCGUCACUCUUCGCGAGUGGCUCGACCGGACCGACCGAGGCACCGUCGCAAUGGGCUUUGUACCGAGCAGCAAGAAUCGCUGGAACUCGCUCGAGUUGGAGUUGUUCAAGCAGCUCAUGAAAGGCAUUCGAGACAUCCACGAGAGGGGCAUUGUGCAUCGAGAUCUGAAGCCAGAAAACAUUUUCGUCGACCCCAACACGCUCGUGCUGAAAAUUGUCGACUUCGGCCUCGCGAAGUUCAUUCAGAGAGAAAACAGCAACACGAGCGGAGCGGCGGCGGGACAGGCAGGCGCCUCCGGAAACGCAGAGGGCGGGGGGGGCGAUGGCGCAGACGGCGAGCGAAACCGCGAGAAGCAGAAGCAGAAAAUCAAGGGCCUGCUCGCGAAAGCGAGGCGAAUGGGAAAAAACAUGGAAAUGUCAUACAAAGGCGAAGUCAUUGGAACGCCGGCGUACGCAGCGCCUGAAGGCGGCGGCCUGUGCGACGAGAAAGCUGACAUUUAUUCCAGCGCGCUGAUUCUCUUGGAGCUCCUCUGCCCGCGCUUCACAACGGUCAUGGAGAGAGUGAAGACGCUCGAGGACUUCAAAACAAACUACGCGGUUCCCGAGCACAUUCGCUUGCAUUUGCAUCCGUGGUAUUUGCUAAUGAAGGAGAUGGCGCAGCCGGAGCCUCAGCACCGCCCUUCAGCUUAUGCGGUUUUGAAACAAGCCAAGAUGCUGCUUUCUUCCCCUGCGGCAGACCUUCACCACGAGCGCGGCAUGCUGGUCUACACCGACCCGACGUCUCCGCAGCUCGGCGUGUCGUCGUCGUUUUCGUUGACGUCGCCGUCUCCAGUCUGCGGCCCCUCAACCAUGGCGCUUCCUCUCGACAACGCCGCAUCUUCUCCCCUGGAGUAG